UCCAGACACCGGACCCGCACCGACGCUGCCAUGACCGCCGGGCUGCUCCGUCCUUCAGCGGUCUAGUUCCCCGCAUCCUCCGCCUCCUCCUCCGGGUGAUCGCACAUGAGCCUCGGAGGCUCCGCCAGCAGAGCCGGGGCUGCAGGAUGAGGAUGCCCAGAGGAGGACGCCUGCUCCUGGCGACGUGCCUCGGCUCGCUCUUCGUGCUGGUGCUUUACUUCCAGAGCAUCACCAGGCCAGAACCUUCUGUGAGUACGGACAGCAGACCAGGGAAAAGCAGGAGGAAUCCAUUGCAGACCCUCUACAAUGGAGACCAGCAGCUGGAGCUGUUGGCCGCUCAGAGGUCCCUCCAAGGUCGCAGGGAGCUGUUGGAGCAGGCGUGUCUGAGCCACAAAAGGAAGCGGCAAGUGCUUUCUCCUGAGAAUCUCAAACACCUCAUCGUGGACGAUAAACACAGCCUUAUUUACUGCUACGUACCCAAGGUAGCCUGCACCAACUGGAAGCGUGUCCUUAUGGUCCUCAACAGUGAUGGCCGCUACAUCAACCCCCUUGCCAUACCUGCAAAUGAGGCUCAUGUAGCCGGUAACCUCCGCACACUUUCUGAGUUCACAGUCUCGGAGAUCAACCAACGCCUUCGCAGCUACCUCAAGUUCAUCUUUGUGCGCGAGCCCUUUGAGCGUCUGGUGUCCGCCUACCGAAACAAGUUCACCCGAAGCUACAACACAGCUUUCCACAAGCGCUACGGAACCAAGAUCAUCCGCCGGAACCGGGCCGAUCCGGAGCCCGAAGCGCUAGAGAAUGGGAAUGACGUUUCUUUUCACGAGUUCGUCCAGUACCUUGUGGACCCUCGGACCCAACGGGAGGAGCCGUUUAACGAGCACUGGGAGCGGGUGCACUCCCUCUGCCACCCUUGCCAGAUCCACUAUGACGUAGUGGGGAAGUACGAGACUCUGGAGCCAGAUGCUCAGGCUGUGCUCAGGUUGGCUGGAGUGGAUGGGAAACUUCAAUUCCCAACAUCUGGGAAGAGCACCAGAACUGAUGGUAACAUGGCAGCACGCUUCUUCAAGCAUAUCAGUCCUUUCUACCAGAAGAAACUGUUUAACCUGUAUCGAAUGGACUUCCUGCUCUUCAACUACUCCACACCAGAGUACCUCAGGACUCGAUGAGGGGCAGGGAAAAGAGGAUUGACAUCAGUGCCGUGGAUGUGUGAUGGUUCCCUGUUAGUGCUGACCAUUUUGCACUUUUUGGUUGCCAUGGACAAUUUCAUCCCAGCGCAGAGUGGGAUGAAAUGUCACCAUUACCCUCCAACAAAAACAGUUGUGGAGAAUGACUUGAUGUUCUGGUUCUACUGAAUGGAGGUUUGUAAAUGGAAACUAAAUAUCCCCCUGAGAAGAAGAGAGAGAUAGUUUGGGCUGUAAUCUUCCAGGUGUAAGUCAUAAUUGUCGGUUUGCUUUAUAGUGUAAAAAUGGUGCCUUUUUUUUAUAAUUUUUGCAGAACAGAAUGCAGACGUGCUGUUCCAAAAAUAUGUUUGAAAAUGCAGUUGACGCAUAACCUGUCUUUACAAACAGAUCCCUUAGGUUCACUUAGAACUCAGUAUUUAUUUUUUAUUCACUUGAUUAUUACUUCUCACCUAGAAAUGACUUUGUCAAAUUGAACAAAACUUUCUUUGACUUAGUUUUACUGUCUGUUACAUGUUGUCAUUGGGUUAGUUUAAUAUGCCUUACCAGCAUUUCUGCCAUGCCCACUACAGUAAUAAUCUUCCCAUGACUUGUUCUUCUGAGAACUAAUGAGCCAUAAAUUAAAGUCACACUUCAGAGGAGCAGGUUCUCCUCUUGCAUAGGUGGCAUGCAGGUGAAUGUGCUGACUGUGAAACUGAACACAGCAGAUUCAAUCAAAGCACCUACAAUAGAAUAUCUCCGGAUGGCAUUUAUUUAUGUAAGUAUUUAUUGUUAUCGUUCGUGAGUAAGGAUUUAGGCUCAUGAUUUUGUAAAAAUUAAUUCUAUUUGAAAGAAGGGAACGUUUCUCUUUUUUUCCUUCACUUGGAAAGUUACUGAUGCUGUUGGCUUUUGCACAAAAACUCAUGCCAAAUAGAAAUAUGCUAGACAAUAUCAAAAAGUCAUCGCAUGUCCUCAAAAAGCAUUGCCUGGGCUUGUCUUAUUAAACUUGUCACAGCACUUGUUGACACUAUCUGUAAAUAAUAUCUGAGUCAUUUCCAGGGAAAAUUUGCAGUCGACUCUUAAUUCCAGUGAAAGCUUUUUGCCACCCCUCCUCUAGCACUGUCUGCAUUUAGCUCUGGGCAGGUAGGCUGAACAAACAACCACAUAGCUGUGGUAAGGGCUGGGUCCAGCCCAGCACUACCCCUGGUGAGAGCUCCCCUUGUUAGCGUCAAUGCAGGCACAUGUAGCAGUUAAUCCACCUUCAGGCAUCUCCACUGCAGAGCCUUGUUCAGCAAAUGUGUCAGAAUUUACAUUAGGAAUAAUAAAGAGGUAGGUGUAGGAAAAUGUUUAUUAAUGGCCUGUACUGUGAAAAUAUCAGUUUUAACAAAUGUCUUCAUACAGGUUUUAAACAUUAAAAUCUGUUUACAGGUCUUGGGGAGUACUGCUGCAUAUGUGAAAACAGCUUUCUAAAGCCUUUUGUAGCUGCAAAAAGUCUGAUGAAUUGCACUUGAGCCAGGGUAGGUUGGGCCUAAAGAAAACAAGUUAGAAAGAAGUGAGCUAACAAAACCUCUGUAGCCCUGUCCUCUGGUGAAGGCCAAUGGCUUGAGGCUACAUGAGUCACUAAAACACACCAACACGCCGCUGAAAAUCUGACCAGACUCUUGGCAGAUGAGUUACAUUGUGGGUAAUGUAGUCCGAGUUUUGACAAGGAAGAAUGCAUGGAAUUAAAAUAAUCAAUAUCCUUUUUCGUUGUAAUGGUAAAUCAUUGGAGUACUCCAUUAUUGAAGUGCAUUUGCAAAACUAAAAUCUUUUCUGAAAGCUAGCAGAGUAAUGUAUGCAACCUUAUUUUGUGUGGUUUGAAAAUGUCACUUUUCAAAGAAAAAGUUGACUUGAAAGUAUAAUUUAAAGUAAAAAUGAUAAUACUUAUAUUUCAGUUAGUUAAUUCCCGCACACUUUCUAGGAGGUUUCAUGGAAGGUUAUGUAAUUGUUUACCCGUUGUAGGUAAAACAGAAACUGAGGUUCAAGUAAACUACUUCCAAUUAAUUAAGAAUGUGUACAAACUGUCUUCAGGUGAGCAUUCAAAUCAACUUACACAAAUUCUGAAUGAAUAUUUGCUCGAGUUAAAAAGAACUGUCUUAUCAAGGACAAACUCUUCCAGAAAUCAACUAAUUACCAGUUGAGCCUGGGUGAAUUGUAAGCAGUUAAUGCUGGGAUUCAUCUGGACCUGACACUUCUUCAUUCAGCUAGUAAACUUUGAGCGUAAGAAGAAUUUACCACCAAACAACAGAAGUCAACAUCUAACGAUUAAGCAAGGAAUCUCUGUCUAUCUGUCUGCAUAUCUUGAGGACCAUUCAUCCGUUAUACUUCAUACCUGACGAGUGUAUUGCUGGGGACCCAAGUAAGGGCACGUACAAUUUGGUGCAAUUUGUACAUGCAGCACUCAGAAUGAAUAAACUCUGAAUAAACAAGCAAACAGCACUCAUUCUGCAGUCAUCACUGAUAACUCGGUUUGGACCCAUGGCGGUGUUGCAGAAGCAUAAUGGCUUUUUCCAGGACCCCCCCAAAGUGAACACUUCUGGCUCUCUCAUGGUAGGUCAGGGGAGUUGCUGAGGACCAAAGGUAGGGCAGUGUUGAGUGUGAAGUCAUUUGUAUGAGUGGUUCUCAAGAAACAUGCAGGCAGCCAUACCAUAGGCCAAUCAUUGGGAC
This is a messenger RNA of Anoplopoma fimbria (sablefish), 3863 nucleotides long. RefSeq names its product carbohydrate sulfotransferase 11-like. Bases 147 to 1166 code for a protein of 339 amino acids. Gene Ontology annotation, molecular function: sulfotransferase activity. Lineage: Eukaryota; Metazoa; Chordata; Actinopteri; Perciformes; Anoplopomatidae. The transcript has 4 exons. The record is from RefSeq and is a predicted model, not a curated record. Gene Ontology annotation, cellular component: membrane. Gene Ontology annotation, biological process: carbohydrate biosynthetic process; proteoglycan biosynthetic process.